CCUUUUCCCACCCUCCGUCAUCUUCGACCCUUUUUCUUCUACUUUUCUUCUCCUUCCCCUCGUGACUCCUUCAACUUCGAUUAUCUCCGUCAUCGCUUAGAGCACUGCAUCUCUUCCGAUGAAGGACGAAACACGGCUGAUUGCACUGAUAUUGGUCCUCGCCGUCAUUGAACUAGCGUAGUGAUUUUGAUUCCCAGUCACGAUCACCCGACUCUGGCGACCAAACCCGGGCAAGCCGGAUACGGUAUUUCAACGCCCGACUUGACGCCAGGUGCUCAGCAGCAGAGAGCCUGCAACAGAUCCUCUUUCUCCGCUCAGCGACCUCAUGCAACCUGCUUGAUUACAUCCACACAACCGAGAGUCGGUCAAUCGCCCACCAUCACCCACUUUCGCCGAGUUUAUUCCUCCGCGACUCGACGACAUCUCAUUCCCUCCCUUACUCAACCAAUCGCCAACCCAACCACUCACUCGGCUUCUGAUCUCACCGCGGGCUUGGCUGACUCUCUCCUCCACCAACUAACAUUGCGAAGCGGCCCACCAUAACUUCAGGACGAACAUCCGAACCACAUUCUUCUUCAAACCCCCGUUUCACCUUUUCACGCUUGUCGUGGGUCGCAUCGCAACCUCGACUCGCUUAAGUGACUCGUCAUACCCUGCUUCGCCGGAACUUGUUCCAUUUUGUCAACCCCCGGCUUCCUAGGCGUCAGUGAAGUUGUUCGGCAAUCAAAUCCGUCGCGGAUGCUCAUCGGAAAUCCGGCGGGCAGCAUACUUUUUUCUCUCGCCCUGACCUUACCCAUUUUCACCAUCCCGCCACGCCAAUCACGUCAACCGGUUGCAAUUCAAGUUCAUCGGUCGCAAUUCGCCGCCGUUCGUCCCAGCUGACUAACCUUGAAUCCCCUCAAGCCUUAAGGUCGAAGCCAUCUCAGCCCACGACCAUGGCGCAUCGAGAUAUGGAAAUCUUGCCGUGGGAGUGUCGUGAUGUGGAGGAUCACGCCGAAGCUUACUACAACCACCCGCUUCGGUCCAAAAACAAGGUGCUCGCUGAUGAGAACGAAAGAUUGAAGAAGCUUCUCCGCGAAAACGGCAUCGCUUGGUCGUCCAUCUCCGCCGCCUACCAAAGGCAGGGCCGGGCUGGCCGACGCACUCGCUCCUCCAUCUCGUCCCAGACUCACCCGUAUCCCUAUCUACCGACUGAGGUCUUGUUGCGCAUUCUCAAGUACUCUUUGACGUCCAAGGACCCCAUCAUUGAUCCUCUGUCGAAGCUCAAGCCCGAAAACCUGACCCCCCACGAGAGAAGUCGCGGCAAUCAAAUUGCCAUUCACUUCUUGGUGACAUGCAAGGCCAUGCACGAGGAGGGCAGUCGCAUACUGUGGGGCCAGAAUUCUUUCGCCUUCACCACGCACGAGGCCGUUCGCAACUUUGCCGACCUGGAUUUGGCCUACCGCAAGAACAUCAAGCACGUCAACUUCCGUAUCAUUGCCCAAUUCUUCGACGACAAAAAGCGCAAGCACAAGCUCGAACGGUCGUACCACCCCGCCCUCAAGAGCGAUAUUACUCUUCGCACGAUCCCCCGCGUCAAUGAGCAUACCUACGCUCGCGGCGGCUUCCGCUGCUACUCCUGGGGUCAGGUGACUGACUUCCUUCGCGCUCUCCGCGCUCCCUACGACCCGAAGCACGACCUGAAGCUUGUCCGCCCAAGACUUUUUCCCGGUCUCGAGUCUCUCAGAAUCGACCUCGUCAACUUCUUGGACGACUUCUUACCCAUGCCUGGCAGCGAUCUUCACGACAUGGCUUCCCAUGAGCUAGGUUGCUCCCUCAACGAGCUGCAAGUAACCGGCCUGCCCAUCGAUGACGCUGGUAGCAAGGCGACAGGUGAGCUUACCGGCCUUUUGCGCGAUGAGGGUCUUUUUCUAGCCGGUCUCCCCUCGUUCGUUCAGCUCAAGAACGCGCUCAAACCACUUCCCGGUAUCUCGAGUUGCGCCCGUGUUGUUCGGGCCUGGAAGACUUUGAAGACGAAGAAGGGUAGCGACGAUUCGUCAUCCAACGAUAUUGAUUCGGAUUCAGAGUCAGAGGUGGGCCAUCACCAUCCUCGCGAACCCAUCAUGCCGCCUGCCCCUCGGGAGGAGGGCCACCCCAAAUCUGCGCCCAACCGCAAAGAUCUCACCAUCUGGAAGAAGGUACCCAAAACCAGAGAUGGGGACGAACGCCAGUGGACUGAGUUCUGUCGUAGCAGUGGCUACCCCAUGGAAGAUAUUGAAGAGAUGAUGGGCGAUGAUGAUGAGCUUGGUGUCUGCCCCUGCUGCGGCGAGCCUCAUCCCAGUCUGCUCGACCUUCUUGAGAUGGACAUGGACAUGGACGAGUUUUAAGUGCCGAGCAUCCUACUACGACAGGCAUUUGUCUUGACUUGUUGGUAUCAAACGGCUAUACAAUAUUGAGGACUAAGGAUCAUUUGAAAAAAUGGACGCGUCAGGAGUUUGUCACGCAUGGUAUUCGAGGGGUGGUUUGAGGAUAUCGGAAGGAAAAGCUUACGGAGUUACUUUGCUCAGGACACGAGAUUAUGAUACCACACUUUGCCAAGGGCACAUAGAUACCAUGUUUAGCUAAUGAUGGGGCACAUAAGGUCGGCCUCUACCCCAUGCUAUGGAAUUCAAACAAUACUCACG
This is a messenger RNA of Colletotrichum destructivum, 2663 nucleotides long. RefSeq lists its product as uncharacterized. Lineage: Eukaryota; Fungi; Ascomycota; Sordariomycetes; Glomerellales; Glomerellaceae. The transcript has 2 exons. The coding region runs from base 936 to 2366 and encodes 476 amino acids. The record is from RefSeq and is a predicted model, not a curated record.